UUAGGCAAGGAAAGGUUAGGACUCAUUGAAAAGAGGAAUAUUAAGGAAGUUAGAAAAAGUGUGCUUGCAUGACAAUUGAACACUGAGCCUCAUAAGGCAUUUUAGCAUAUAACACGACACUGUCAACGUCACUCUGUGCGCAGUAGUCACGAGAGUAGUACCCUACUGGUAUCAACACUAUAAAGCUAGAUACAAAUCAUGCAUAUUGCAACAGAAGCACCAGGGGGUUACCUUUGCAUUAUAUUAUUUUUGUUGCUCUUUUGCAACGGUACUACGUGCAGUGGUGUUGAUGGAGACAGUUUUGUGGAACAGUGUCCAAAGGAAUGCCGCUGUUAUAGCACGCCCCCAUCCAACCACACAGUUGAUUGCUCAGGGAGGUCCAUCAGAUCCAUACCCCUGGGGAUUCCACGUAAUACAACAGUCUUAGACCUACGAAACAUCGGUCUUUCUGAAAUACCGGCAAAUUCAUUAAGUCAUCUGGAGAAUCAAAAUGUACUUUACCUGGAAGGAGAUGACGUAACAGCAUUCAACGAGAACAGUUUUGUCGGUUUAAAGGCAUUGGGUUAUUUCAAUCUGUUUCCAAUUGAUCCAGGUAAAAAUAUCGACUAUAAUGCCUUCCCUCCAACUUUGUUCCGUGAAUUAACCUCGUUGAAAUCCUUUGGUGAAAUGGGUUCGGGUAAAAAUGUUCAACAAGAUUACAUAGAUCGCACAAUAGCGCUAUUACACAAGUUAGAAGAGUCGUUUUGGUCUCAUUUGUCUCAAGGAAAUGUACUAUUUGGUCCUGGAUAUAGUAAUAUAUCGUCUCUGAAGAGGCUGGUUUUCAAAAUGCAUUCAAGUGCUGUGACACAGUUGCAAAAAGAGGCUUUCUUCUGGUUAAAAAACUGCCCAAUCGAAAAACUUGCUUUUAUUGGCUAUGACAUUAACCGUGCAGAACCAGAUAUGUUGUAUAUUUUUCCACGUUUAAAAGAAUUAUAUCUGGAGUGCAGUUCUUUUCUGUCGUUGCAGAAUGAAGGAGAUUUUAUUUGCGGCUUAGAGAACAACACAUCAAUUGAAACUAUUCGCAUGAAAAAUGUUUUCCUACGUUCUUUCUCACAGUGGAAGAUAUCAGCGACAGCUCUCAUAUGCUUAGAAAAUACAGAUAUCGACUAUAUCUACUUCGACGCCGGUUACGUAGACAAGGAUUUAUUGCAACCCCGCCUGGUCACGUGUACAUUUCAUACGAUGAUGGUGAUGAUCAGUGGGUAGUGAAUGAACUUUUACGUCAUUUAGAAGUGGCGAAAGAGCUUGACGUCAUUAUAGAUCAGAGGGAUUUCAUUGGUGGAGCAUCUCUGGCUGAAGCUAUCGUCGAAGCUGUGGAUAACAGCAGGAAGACAGUUCUUGUUCUAUCAGAAAAUUUCGUGCUAAACCCUUGGUGUGAAUUUGAGUUUGAAAUGUCACUGGCUCGCGGUUACAAUUCGGUGAUACCAGUCAUGUUUCAAACGGUCCCCUUUGAUGUCAUGACAAAAUCGCUUCGGAAAUUCAUAAAGGCAAGAGGUUAUAUAAAAUGGUCCGACAGUCAAGCAGGACAGCGUUUAUUUUGGAAACGUCUCAUGGAUGCUAUUCUCGCCGUCAAUAAUUAACUUGUGCAUGAUGGUGAAGUUGACCACACCGAUUUGCUGUAAUAACCACAUGUUAUAUUUAUAAUUAACAACUUGUGCAGAAAAAUAUCCAAAUAAAAGGAAAAUAACACCUUUGAGGUAGUCUGACAUAUCAU
Lingula anatina is the source of this 1753-nucleotide messenger RNA. RefSeq lists its product as uncharacterized. Gene Ontology annotation, cellular component: plasma membrane. The record is from RefSeq and is a predicted model, not a curated record. Lineage: Eukaryota; Metazoa; Brachiopoda; Lingulata; Lingulida; Lingulidae. Gene Ontology annotation, molecular function: protein binding.